Cryptococcus deneoformans JEC21 is the source of this 2076-nucleotide messenger RNA. Its product is annotated as amino acid transporter, putative. Gene Ontology annotation, cellular component: membrane. Gene Ontology annotation, biological process: amino acid transmembrane transport. The transcript is spliced from 11 exons. Gene Ontology annotation, molecular function: amino acid transmembrane transporter activity. The record is from RefSeq and is a predicted model, not a curated record. Lineage: Eukaryota; Fungi; Basidiomycota; Tremellomycetes; Tremellales; Cryptococcaceae. The coding region runs from base 79 to 1797 and encodes 572 amino acids.
CCAAGACCCAUUCCAUCAACUCCAUUUCUUUCUCAUCUUCCUUUCCAGCAUCAAGUAUAAGCGCGCAUAACAGCAAAGAUGUCGAUACCAUACGAAACGGAGAAAGACAAGUCAAUAAGUGGAGGGUCGCAAGGCGCGAUGACCCCGAUCAAUGGCAAGAGCGGCAAUGAGGUGCUUGUGACGCCUGCUUUGGGAGAGAAGGGUGGUUUUGAAGGAUCCGGUGGUAACCCAGGAGAAGGGACGGUCCACCGAACACUCAAACAGCGACACAUGGCGAUGAUCGCCCUUGGAGGCGCUAUAGGUACAGGUCUCUUUGUCGGGUCAGGUUCUGCACUGGCUACUGGUGGACCCGUCGGUUUCUGGUUAGGAUAUGUCUUCAUGGGCCUGAUGGUAUACUCGAUGAUGGUAGCACUUGGAGAGAUGGCAUCUCUUUAUCCAGUUGCGGGUGCUUUCACCCAUUAUGCUGCCCGAUUUGUCGACCCCGCUCUCGGUUUCGCCACCGGUAUCAACUAUUGGUAUUCAUACGCCAUUACGAUCCCUACUGAGAUCGUUGCCGCGACCAUCGUUAUCUCAUACUGGGACGCCACCACCAAUGCCGCUGUCUAUAUCACUGUUUGCUUCGUGUCAAUUAUUGCGAUCAAUUUCCUCGGCGCUCGAGCAUAUGGUGAAGCUGAGUUCUGGUUCAGUUCCAUCAAGAUCGUUACCAUAGUCGGUUUAAUCAUCUUGGGUAUCGUCCUCAUGUGCGGUGGUGGGCCCAACCACGACGCCAUCGGAUUCCGAUACUGGCGCGACCCUGGUCCUUUCGCCCAAGUCACCAUUGAAAACGGUGCUGGCGUUAUUCCAGGUCGAUGGGGUCAAUUCCUUGCCUUCUGGAACGUCUUCGUACAGGCUGCUUUCUCUUUCAUUGGUACUGAGAUCAUCGCCACGACUCUUGGUGAGGCUGAGAACCCUCGAAAGACCGUCCCUCGCGCGAUCAAGCAAGUUUUCUUCCGAAUCCUUUUCUUCUACGUUAUGGGUACCUUUGUCAUCUCUGUCCUUGUUCCUUACACCGAACCCGACCUUCUCAACGGUUCCGGUACCGCCGCUGCUUCCCCCUUCGUCAUUGCUAUCAAUAACGCAGGCAUCAAGGCUCUCCCUUCCAUUGUCAAUGCCGUUUUGCUCAUUGCAGCUUGGUCAGCUGGUAAUUCAGACCUUUAUGCCGCGUCUCGUACCCUGUACGCUCUCGCGUUGGAGAGGCAGUUGCCCCGAGUCUUCAGAAGGUGCACCAAGCGAGGUCUCCCGAUUUGGUGUGUUACCGUGACUGCUUUGUUCGGAGCUUUUGCAUAUUUGAACACUGGUGGUGAGGCAGCUGAGGAGGCCUUCAACUGGUUGUACAACUUGUCUGCAAUCACUGGUAUUCUUACCUGGUGGGCUAUCCUCUUAUCGUACCUUCGAUUCUAUUACGGCCUCAAGAAGCAAGGUAUUAGUCGAGAUGAUUUCCCUUACCGUGCACCUUUACAACCCUACCUUUCUUGGCUUGGUUUCAUCUUCUUCACCCUCGUCACAAUCUUCAGCGGUUUCACAGUCUUCCUCAAGGGUAACUGGGAUACCUCAUCCUUCUUCGCCACUUACAUCACCAUUCCCAUCUUCGUUGGCUGCUGGAUUGGAUGGAAGGUUGUCAAGAAGACCAAGAUUGUACCCCUGGAACACAUGGACUUCACAACAGGCAGGAGGGAGUUGGAUGAGUUGGAGGCCCUUGACGCAGAGAGAUUCAAGGCGGAGACCAAGUACCAGAAGAUUAUCAGUAUCUUGUUCUAGGGCGGUGUGAUGAAGCUCGUGUUUAUUUGGUUUGUUGUAGACCCUAUUUCUUGAAUUUACGCCUUUUAUUGGCAUAUGUACGCACACAUUGACGAUUCCUUUCUAUAAUGGCAUUGGUCUUCCUUUGCCUCUAGAUGCGUGAUUCCCAUUUAGACUACCACACAUGUUGUAGUGGAUUAGAGAUAGAAAGUACGUAGUACAUGAUAAAUGCCAUUUGGUUGCCAGAUUUGCUCCCGAAUUAAAUAGCUGCCAACCAGAAGGAAACUGAAAGUCGUGUCU